AUGGAGAGCGAAUUCUCUGAUAAAGUGGAAUAUAAUGCAUUUACCCAGAAAUGGUCAGAGAAUACACAAUUAGAGAAGGGUGAUAGUUUGGCGGAGGGGUAUACAUCGGAGUUAUGGGACUUUACCCGUAUUAGUGUGGCACAAAAUGAUCUUAGGGAGCUGAAAGAGAUAUGGAGUCAUUGGGAUGGUGAGAUGAAGCAGUUAUUCUAUCAUAAUUAUGGUGAUAUGUCUUAUCUUCUUGAUAUUAAGGUAGAUAAGCAUUUGUUCCGAGCCAUGGCUCAAUUCUGGAAUUCUACUUACAGCUGUUUUACUUUCGGAAAGGUUGUGGCUCAAGUCCAGCAGAAGGGUGAUGGGAAGUGUAUCCCUUGGGUAAGUUUGAGAGAGCUAAUUCUGAUACAUCCUGAUAUGAAGAGAAGAGUCGACGUCUUUGCUUUGAGUGUUUAUGGGUUGGUGGUUUUCCCUAAGGCUUUAAGGCAUAUAGAUGAAGCAGUUACCAAUUUAUUUGACCAACUUGGUAAAGGGAUCACACCUGUUCCUGCAAUAUUAGCUGAGACUUUCAGAUCUUUGAAUGCAUGCCGAAGAGCAAGCGAAGGCAGAUUUAUUGGAUGUGCACAGCUUUUAUUAGUUUGGUUCAAUAGCCAUUUCUGGAAGAUGGAGAAGGUCUCUUAUCAACACUUCCUCCAAAAUUUCUUUCCUUUAAAGGAAAUUGCGGCUAUGUCGAGGAGGGAUGAUAUAUCAGAGGAGAGAUGGAUGACGAUAUUGCAAAAUCUUCAAGAGGAUGACAUCGAGGAUUUGGGGGGCAUUGGUUAUACCCCUCUCCUCGUAUUGAGGCAAUACAGGUCGAGGCAAUUCAUACCUGCAACACAGGGGCUGGCUCAGAGCGAGUUUUUUUAUAAAGGGGAUAAUUACAAGAAAAAGGUUAGAGAGAUUUGUAACGCCUGGAACCGAACCUACCAGAUGGAAGGAGUUGCUGUAAACCCGAUGGUGACCCUUGAGUAUAACGAGUGGCGGAGAAGAAGGGUUAAUGAUAACAUUCUGAGGCCAAACCUAGAAGAUGCUCGACCGUUAGAGGAAUAUCUACGAAUGUGGAGGCAAGAAAUUCAAGAAGAAAAGGCUAAAACUGAUCAGUGGAAGAAGAAGUUCCAUGAUACUAAGGCACGAGAGGCUGGGUUAGAGAAGAGCUUGGAUGAUAGUCAAAGUGAAAAGGAGGUGUUAAGGGCCCGGGUAGCUGAGUUAGAGAAAGCACUACACUAG
This is a messenger RNA of Gossypium arboreum, 1254 nucleotides long. RefSeq lists its product as uncharacterized. The coding region runs from base 1 to 1254 and encodes 417 amino acids. The record is from RefSeq and is a predicted model, not a curated record. The transcript has 4 exons. Lineage: Eukaryota; Viridiplantae; Streptophyta; Magnoliopsida; Malvales; Malvaceae.